CUGCCACGGCGGGUGAUGCAUUGUUUGGCAGAGUGUCGGGUGUGUCCUGCCUCGCCGAUCGCAGGGCCAAGGGUGCAGUGCUACCUUCCUGCCGCUGCAGCUUCACGUUGAAGUUGAGUGAGACAGGUAUCAGGGCCCAGCUUGUGUCCGGCUUCAGGUGGCCAUUGGAACCAGUCCCCCGCCGAGUGCUUCAACCGAGACAGGUUCCUUUUCUGCGAGGCGCCGCGAUGGACACACUCUGCGCUGCUCCGUAGACAGAGGCAUUUAGCGAGAGCCUGGGAAGAAUCGGCUUCCUUGUACCUUCCUGCUGGAGGCCAGUGUGGGAAGCUGAGCACCACACCCAUUUACAAUGACGAGUGAAGACAAAGUUGCCAUCCUUUCUGACGAUGAAGAGGAACAGAAGAGGAAAUAUAUUCUUGCCGAGCCUUUCAACACACUAUCGGCUGAAGCAAGGAAUGAAUCAUCUCUUACUCCUGCCCACUUAGCAACAGAGACAACAGAAGCAGAUGAACCAGAUUGGUUGGAGAAGCAUUGUGUAAAAAUUAGUAAUGAGCUUCUUGUUUCCAAAGUGUUCUACUUCUUCUUUUAUUCUGGCUAUGGAUCAUUAAUCCCAUUGUUGCCAGUAUAUUACAAACAGCUUGGCAUGCUGGCCAGCCAAAAUGGACUCCUGGUGGGAAUACGGUAUUUUAUAGAAUUCUGCAGUGCGCCUUUCUGGGGAGUAAUUGCGGAUCGAUUUAGGAAAGGGAAGAUUGUCCUUCUCUUUUCAGUUACGUGUUGGAUUGUAUUUAACCUUGGAAUUGGUUUUGUGAAACCUGCCACAAUGAAAUGCGAAUCGAGAAAGCCAGUGCUGACCACAGUGGCUCCAAAUACAACGAUUCCCUUGGUAUUAUCCACGGCUAUACCUACAAACCAGUCCAUUCAAAACAACUCCAACAAGAGAGAUAUUUCAGCAAAUCAGCCUUUCAAAUAUUUGGGGAACCUCGGUUUUUCUUCCCCCUCGUUCAAUGCAAACCCUGCCCAGAUCUUGCAGGAAAGAUCUGUUUCAGAUACUGACAAUUUGACAGCAACAGCCAAUCCAAACGGCACGUUACACACUACAGUAGCCAGUAGCACAUCUGCCACAACAGUGAAGGCAGACAAGCAGCUCACUUAUGACUUGAGAGAAGUUGAAAAUAUAUUCCUGCUCAUUUUGUUGGUUGUUAUCAUAGGAGAGUUCUUCAGUGCCCCGGCAGUCACUAUUGUGGACACGGUUACCCUACAAUAUCUUGGCAAACACAGAGACCGCUAUGGGUUGCAGCGGAUGUGGGGUUCCCUGGGAUGGGGCAUUACCAUGCUGGCAGUAGGCAUCUCAAUUGAUCACACUCACAUUGACGUUUUCAUACAAGGCGAAGGCUGCGAAAUCAUGGAUUACAAGAACUACAGAAUAACAUUUAUUGUUUUUGGCAUCUUGAUGUCUAUAGCGUUGAUUGUAUCAACCCAAUUCAGAUUUGAUUACAGUCAUUUAAAAACUGAAGAGAACCAAGGAGAAGAUAGUAUUGAAAUUCAGCAAGUGGCUCAGAGUUCUUCGCUGGAUAAUUCUGAAGCUAACAAUUGUGCACAACACUCCAAGAAGAAAAGGAAAAAGACAUUUGAAUUUAAAUGGCUGCUGAGAAUGAUUUGCAGUGUGCAGUAUGGCUCUGUGCUAUUUGUAGCCUGGUUCAUGGGAUUUGGUUACGGCUUUGUCUUCACAUUCCUCUACUGGCAUUUGGAAGACUUGAAUGGCACAAUAACACUCUUUGGAAUCUGCUCAGUCCUCAGCCACAUCUCAGAACUGACUGCCUAUUUCCUGAGCCACAAGCUGAUUGAACUGGUGGGUCACAUUAGGGUACUCUACAUUGGCCUGGCCUGUAACACAGCUCGUUAUUUGUAUAUCUCGUAUGUGGAAAACCCAUGGUAUGUUCUUCCCAUGGAGGUAUUGCAAGGUGUUACCCAUGCAGCAGUGUGGGCUGCAUGCAUCUCCUAUCUGAGUGCAGCUGUUCCUCCUGCGUUAAGAACAUCUACUCAAGGAAUUCUACAAGGGCUCCAUUUGGGUUUGGGCCGAGGCUGUGGUGCUAUGAUGGGAGGAGUAAUGGUGAACGCCUUUGGUGCUCAACAAACAUUCCGUGGCAUUGGAAUGGCCUCCUUGGUGAUUCUCCUACUUUUUGCCUUAAUUCAGUGGCUGGCAGUGCCUGAUGAAGAUGAAGAAAAGAAGAUGCUGGCAGAACGGAUUCCAGUUCCAUCUAGCCCUGUUCCCAUAGCGACCAUCGAUCUCGUACAACAUCACUCGGAUAGCAUUGUGCCCCACCUUGAAAGUAAACUCCCUCUAAAAAAGACCAAGUACCAAGAGGAGCAGGAAGAUGUUACAAAACCAGCCUGGGCCAUCAGUUCAUCACCUUGGGUCACUGUCGUGUUCGCCCUUUAUCAGGUUAUGGAGAUGGCAAAGAUCGCAAAGUCAAAUUCAGUUAUUCAGCAUCAUAUUCUACAGGAGGCUAACGACACCCCAGUAUCUCCGGACCCUUGGCCAUUAGGAGUCUCAGCACAGUCUGAAACUUCAUCUGCUGGCAGCAAGCAAGCAAAGACACAAGUCCCCGUCGCUACCUCUAAUCUGGAUGAGAUGGACAGCACAAACCAAGAGAAAGGGGUCAUCCAGCCAGAGGUGCCCAGGAACUUUAUCCCCUUACCAGGAAAUGGAAACCCAAAUAUUAGCCCAACUUCCCCUCACCAAACAAGUGCCCAACCAAGUCAGAAAGACGUUUCUUGAUUAAGCUUAAGGAUCACAAAGCACUUCAUUUAACAGCAAUGUAUUCGGCCUUCUCUGGUGGACUUUAAAACGAAAACAAGGCAGAGGAAAAAUGUUCGAGAAUGUAUUGUUUUCACAGUAUGCCCUCAUUAUCGAUACGCCACUAAUGGCUAAUAACGUAUAUUUCAGAAAUGACAAGGUACUACCAUGAUUUAUUUAUGUAUUUGGAAUAUUAAUAGCAGAUGCAAGUGCCUGUUCAUAUACAAAGGACAUAUGAAAGUCUAUCCAAAAUGCUCAAUGUUUGCCUCAAUUUUUUCAAAACCUGUAUUGAGCUCUCACAAUAUAUUAAUUCAGGAUGAAACAAGCAUUGCACUUACAAACCAAGAUGUCAUUACAAUAGACAAAACUGUGCACCCAGGAAACAAAUUGUCACAGUGAAAGUUUUUAUUUAAACAUCUCAUUCAGCUCUGAAUGAAAAUGUAAAAAAAAAAACUGGAGCCUAUGUGAAUGUCUUGCCAUUUUGGAGCAGGGAUGCUGCUUGGUGUUCAGAGUAUAUCUGUCAAAAUGAUUUUGGUUAUCCCUUAAGUAUGUGCCCGAGAUGCUGAUCAAAGGAAGCUGCCACCUUUUAACGAGCUAGGUAAUAUCUAUAUUUCAACCUAAACGAUGGUAAUAUGGAUUAGGAAUACACCUGUGCCGUUUUUCACUUAAAAUAUUUAAUGUAUCAUUUCAAAAUUUCUAGUGUUCAGUUCUGGGUGCUCUGAAUCCAAUUUGCUGUUUAAAUAUUCUGAGGACAGUCAUCUUCCAGUUUCAGUGGCAAGCUUAGGUUUAGAAUUUUCUCUGGUAUUUAAUGAAGAAUCAACAAUAGGUGUAAGCUAGAUAUUUCAAUUUAAAAGUUUGCCAAAACUAAAGCAGGCUACAUCACCUGCUUCUCUCACACUCGGACACAAAGUAAAUUGUGGAAUUCUUUGCCACAGAAGGCUGUGGAGGCCAAGUCAGUGGAUAUUUUUAACGGAGAUAGAUAGAUUUGUGAUUAGUACGAGUGUCAGAGGUUAUGGGGAGAGGCAGGAGAAUGGGGUUCGGAGGGAGAGAUGGAUCAACCAUGAUUGAAUGGCGGAGUAGACUUGAUGGGCCAAAUGGCCUAAUUCUACUCCUAUUCCUUAUGACCUUAAAUUACAAGUUAAACAUUUCAAAAGAUCCAUUUAUCUCUGAGGCAAAGAAAGAAGAAAAAAAAAUAGCGGCCUGGAUUUUGAAGUUGACAGCAUUCAGACCUAGGACUCAUUGCUGAUAUUGAGAGAAUUUGUCCACAAAGAUAUGCUGUACACUUUUCAGACAUUAGUUGCCUUCAGAAAAGGGAUCCUUGAAAUCCAGUGGCUGACUAGCCGAAUCACAUUACAAUAAUUCUCAAGAACAAAAAGGAAAUAUUUAACAUUUUACAGUACUAAAUAAUGAAACAUCAUAAGAGGCAGACAUUAAAAUGUCAUAAAUAAACUUUAUUGAAAAAAUAAAAUAAAAAUUAUUUAUGAUAUUGAUGAGAGAAUUACAAUUACAAAUAAUCUACAAAAUCAGAUAUUGUAUGGAUGGGUUCACUAAGCAGUAACUGUGGUUUAAUGUUCUCUUACUGACCAUGAGACCUCAUGCAACAAUGCAGGCUAGUUUUUGAUUAUUUUACUGCAAGAUCUCAUUUUAAAUUUUAAUACUUAAAACUUUCAUCAAUUCAGUUAAUUUCCUUGAUUACACAGCACCUGGAGUGAAAUAUGACACAAAUUUAGUGAUUUUUACAUUAACAAUAUUCAGACACGCAUAUCUUUUCACUGUCAGUUUUCCAAUGCAAGGCAAGUGGAAUCGUGCCACAAAAUUUAGGCCAUUAACAUUGAGUUGCAAAUUAUGCACAGGUUACUCCAUAACACAAAGAUUCCGUUUCUAAAGUUUGCAUCUCUUUGUUUAUAUUACCUAAAAGGAAUUGGAAAUUUCAUAGGCAAAUAUCUUGGAAUACAACUUUAUCAUAAAAUCUCAGCAGUAUUUUCUGCAUAUUGCUAAAGGGAAGUAGAUUUGAGUUUGAAAAUAACUCUUAAAAGGAGCAAUGAGUCAAAAUACAAACAGUAUAGUCUUGGUGGUGGGGAGGGCUGCAGGGAGAUUCAAUAUGAAGGCAACUUGAAUGUAAGAGAGGGACUUAGAUGACAAAGGAACUCAAAUGUAAUAAUUGAUAGCAGGUAGUCACGCACAUCUAGGAAAUUAAUGCAAGGGAUAUCUGAAGAAUGUUUUACGCCAGAAGGAUUAAAAAAAAACUGAACAAUUUCAUGCUCAUGGUUUGAAACCUCCUUCCUUUCAAUAAAUGGGCUUCAAAUCAUAGCGAAUUGCAAUCUGAAUGUUUGAAUGGGCAGUAAUGUGGAUUGACUCAUUAUUGCACAGAUAUAGAUAGGAUAUUGCAUUUGUACAAUUUGUAAAAUAGUUAGUGCCUUCUGUCUAUUUAAUUAACACAGUAUGUAAAAAAAAACUAAUUGAUUUUGUAGUGGCUUUUUGCGUGUUGAUAUUUUGUGAUUGUUUCUGUAGAAUUAUAAACUUAUUAAAUUGUACAGCAAUUGUGUUAGUGCUGAGAAAACAAAAUUGUUAAAUUGAUAAUUUUAUUAAUAAAAUGCUGUAUCAAAUUA
Messenger RNA from Amblyraja radiata (thorny skate), 5406 nucleotides. RefSeq names its product major facilitator superfamily domain containing 6b (gene mfsd6b). The record is from RefSeq and is a predicted model, not a curated record. Lineage: Eukaryota; Metazoa; Chordata; Chondrichthyes; Rajiformes; Rajidae. The coding region runs from base 350 to 2779 and encodes 809 amino acids. The transcript is spliced from 7 exons. Gene Ontology annotation, biological process: antigen processing and presentation of exogenous peptide antigen via MHC class I. Gene Ontology annotation, cellular component: plasma membrane.